UGUGUGUGUCCUGUUGUCUCUCUCUGUUUUGUAGUCUUCUUCUGCUUGCUGAGUGAUCUCCAUGGGCCAACAUGUCGUGCGUUAAUCACGCCAGAAAGGUGGUGGAACAGCUACGCGUAGAAUCAGGAAUCGAGCGCAUCAAGGUGUCCAAGGCGGCGGCUGACCUCAUGCACUACUGUGAGCUGCACGGCCGUUCGGACCCCCUACUAGUGGGUACGCAAAGAACCCCAGAGAACCCUUUCAGAGACAAGAAGCCCUGCAGCAUCCUCUAGCCUCC
Alosa alosa (allis shad) is the source of this 277-nucleotide messenger RNA. RefSeq names its product guanine nucleotide-binding protein G(I)/G(S)/G(O) subunit gamma-7-like. The transcript is spliced from 2 exons. The record is from RefSeq and is a predicted model, not a curated record. The coding region runs from base 72 to 272 and encodes 66 amino acids. Gene Ontology annotation, cellular component: heterotrimeric G-protein complex. Gene Ontology annotation, biological process: G protein-coupled receptor signaling pathway. NCBI's taxonomy places the organism in Eukaryota, Metazoa, Chordata, Actinopteri, Clupeiformes, Clupeidae. Gene Ontology annotation, molecular function: G-protein beta-subunit binding.